Brassica oleracea var. oleracea is the source of this 1151-nucleotide messenger RNA. Its product is annotated as plant cysteine oxidase 2. Gene Ontology annotation, molecular function: oxidoreductase activity, acting on single donors with incorporation of molecular oxygen, incorporation of two atoms of oxygen. NCBI's taxonomy places the organism in Eukaryota, Viridiplantae, Streptophyta, Magnoliopsida, Brassicales, Brassicaceae. The record is from RefSeq and is a predicted model, not a curated record.
AUCUAUCUUCUUCCACAAAUCCACUUUUAUCGAAUCCUUUUCCCCUUUUAAAACACAUUUCCUUUUUUUCUCACCGUCUCCUCGUUUAUACCAAACACUGUUCUUUAUCUUCUUGUCCGAAUCAUAACCAUAAAACCCAGAUUGAAUGGGAGCUGGUACAGUUGUGAGAGAUCGAGUACGGAAAGAUCUCUCUGAGAUUUCCAACAAAACGAAUAUUCCGGCGACGAAACCCAUCGUUUCUUCCUCUCCGGAGAUUCGUUCGAACUCACGGAAGAAGAUCCAACGGCGGAGCAAGAAAGCUGUGAUCUCUCCGGUGCAGAAGCUCUUCGAAACUUGCAAGAAAGUAUUCGCUAAUGGCAAAUCCGGAGCCGUCCCGUCCCAAGAACACAUUAACAUGCUUCGAGCCGUUCUGGACGAAAUCAAGCCUGAAGAUGUUGAUGUGAGCCCUAAGAUGCCGUGUUUUCGAUCUAAAUCGAACGGACGGCCUCCAGUGACGUAUCUCCACAUCUACAAAUGUCAUAGCUUCUCGAUGGGCAUUUUCUGUUUACCACCGUCUGGUGUAAUCCCACUUCACAAUCACCCGGAGAUGACUGUGUUUAGUAAGCUCUUGUUUGGUACAAUGCACAUCAAAUCCUAUGAUUGGGUCGCUGAUUCUCCCCAGCCGAGUUCGGAUACUCGUUUGGCGAAAGUGAAAGUGGAUUCAGACUUCACGGCACCUUGUGACACUUCUAUACUCUACCCUGCCGAUGGAGGGAAUAUGCAUUGCUUCACCGCGAAAACUGCUUGUGCGGUUCUUGAUGUUCUUGGUCCUCCAUACUCCGAUCCUGCAGGACGUCACUGUACGUACUACUUCGAUCAUCCAUUCUCAAGCUUCUCAGGUGAUGGAGUUGAGGUUGGGGAGGAGGUGAAACACAAGUAUGAGUGGUUGAAGGAGAGGGAAGAGGAGCCUGAGGAUUUGACUGUUAUGGCGAUGAUGUAUAGUGGACCAAUCAUCAAAGAAUGAAUGUGUAGGAGAAAGAAAAAAAGUCUCUUUUUGUUGUUGUUUCGUUAACUUUUCUUCGUGUGGUUUUUGGGUUUCUGUUGGUUUUGUCUGUAUAUAAAAAGAAGUCUUUGAAAGUACACACAGCACAGGGACAAACCUUGAAUUUGGA